AUGUCUAAUCGAGGACUAGGCAUAACCCUCGGUCCCCAGUCUAGCCGAGAACUAAUCAUCCGUCCCCAGGGACACACACAUAGCACACCUCGUGAAAAGCGAAGGGACCGUGACGAGUAUGAACUCUACGUUCAAAUUUGUUAUCCAGGGUCUGACGGUGUCACCAUCCAUUGGAUGAUUUCUAUGAAGCAUCUAGGUUCUGAGCGUUGCACCCGGCUCCAUAGCACUGGCUACAUGGGUGAUCGUACAUUGACUAUCGAACCUAACAUGAGAUUUGAUAGCCGGUCUGUCGAACACACACACUUUCUCGGUAAGAUUGAUAGAAGAGACAGAGACAUUGUCGAGAUAGAGGCUGAGAAGAUUCCACUACAGAGCUGCCAACUCUGGGCUUGUUACCUGAUGCUUAGACUUGAGCGCAAGGGACUGCUCGAACGGGGGACCUAUAACCAUUACAUGCACUGUUAUCCACAUAGUCGUGUUGAGGAUUAUGGACCAGGACAUGAUGAUGCAUGCCCGGUUCAUGGACAUGGACGCUAA
This is a messenger RNA of Penicillium hordei, 537 nucleotides long. RefSeq lists its product as uncharacterized. Lineage: Eukaryota; Fungi; Ascomycota; Eurotiomycetes; Eurotiales; Aspergillaceae. The record is from RefSeq and is a predicted model, not a curated record. The coding region runs from base 1 to 537 and encodes 178 amino acids. The transcript has a single exon.